Messenger RNA from Lolium rigidum, 1923 nucleotides. RefSeq lists its product as uncharacterized. The record is from RefSeq and is a predicted model, not a curated record. Lineage: Eukaryota; Viridiplantae; Streptophyta; Magnoliopsida; Poales; Poaceae. Bases 1 to 1923 code for a protein of 640 amino acids. The transcript is spliced from 11 exons.
AUGGCGGAAGUCCCAGGGAAGAUGAUGGAGCAGGCUGCAGAGGCGGUGACCGGAGGGCAGAAGCCGCGCAAAGCCGACGGCGCCAAGGACGGCGAGGCUCCUGAGGCGGCGCCGGCGCCCAAGGCCGCCGCCGCUAACCUGCCGCAUCACCGGCGAUCCAAGAGUGCUUCUUCCGGUAGGAACUUGGAGACGUGCGACCAUGGCAGCGCCGCGGCGCAUGGCGGCGUGGAGCAACGCUUCCACCGACCACCACAGAACCCGCCGGACCCGAGGAAGCCCUCUCGCGCGACGGAAGGUUCUCCGGUUCACCCGGCGAUGCGGAGGGAUCACCGGCCGAGCGCCUCGUCGCCGAACCACCGUGUGUCGCUCGAGAACGACGUUUCGCAGCUGCAGCUGCAUCUGCAUCAGGAGAGGUCCAUCCGGAUCAUGCUCGACCGGGCGAUCGGCCGGGCGUCCAGCACUCUGUCUCCUGGCCAUAGGCACUUCCCAGCUCAGACAAAGGAGCUGAUAGCAGAGAUCGAAUUGCUCGAAGAGGAAAUCGCGAACCGCGAGCAGCAUGUUCUCACCCUCUACAGAAGUAUAUUCGAUCAGUGUGUGUCCGGACCAUCGUCGGGGCAGAGUUCUGGCAUUUCUUCCCCGGCUCACGCGAAGAGCGUUAGUUCGAGGACGAGGCGGCGGCAGUCGAGCAUAAUAUCUAGUGCAUUUUGCUCAUCUAAGAAGCUCCCCCUCCAACCUUUUCAUAUUAUGACCACGGUAUCAGAGUCUGGGAGAACGAAGAACAUGCUCAAGACCAAGAUCAGGCAUGAGUCAUUCUCGAGCGAGACUUUGGACAUUCGUCCUGCAUCCCUUGCAUCAGACCCAAGGAAGCUACCUUAUUCAGGAAGUAGUUCUCUGGCACGUACUCUGAAAGAUCAUCUCUACCAAUGUCCAAGCAAGAUAUCUGAAGAAAUGGUUAGAUGCAUGGCCUCCAUAUACUGUCUUCUGCGGGCCGAAUCACAAGAAAAGGCUGAAAGGGCCCGUUCGCCCUUCCUGUCAAGAUCAUCAACAAGUGUGAUUCUUCCCCGGAGGGGUAACGGAGAGGAAACUAAUGCAUCAAAUAACAAAAGCAUUGUCGAAGUAUGUUCAAUAUCAGUCGAAAAGAAUCAGAUGCCAGAUGUCUCCGUUGCAAUUACACACUACAGGUUGCUUGUGGAGCAGCUUGAAAGGGUUGAUCUAAGUAUGUCAGGAACAAGUAUCAAACUGGCCUUCUGGAUCAAUGUGUACAAUUCUCUUGUCAUGCAUGCAUAUCUAGCAUACGGAAUACCAAACAGUUCUCUGAAAAGAAUGGCUAUAUUUCACAAGGCAGCCUACAAUGUUGGUGGGCAUUCUGUGACAGCAAAUUCCAUCGAACACUCCUUGCUGUGCUGUAGAUCCCCGAGAAUCGGUCGUUGGUUCGAGUCCAUUCUGUCGACGGCGAUGCGGAAGAGAUGCGCCGACGAGAAGCAGCUGGUCCAGCUGAAGUUCGGCCUGCCGGACUGCCAGCCUCUGGUCCUGUUCGCAUUGUGCACGGGCGCCUCCUCCGACCCCAUGCUGAAGGUGUACACGGCGAAGAACGUGGCGGACGAGCUGGAGCGAGCGAAGCGGGAGUUCCUGCAGGCCGGCGUGGUGGUGCGGAAGUCGAGGAAGGUGUUCCUGCCGCGCCUCGUAGAGCGGUACGCCAAGGAGGCCGGCCUCCCCGUCGGCGACGGCAUCCUCGCGUGGGCGCGCGACAACGUGGACGGCCGGGCCGCGCAGGACGCCAUCCAGCGGUGCGCCGCGGCCGGCGGCGGCGGCGGCCGGCGCAGGGCGUCGCAGGCCUUCGAGUGGCUCCCGUACAACGCCAGGUUCCGCUACGCCUUCGCCAGGGGCAUGGUGGACAAGCAAGCCGCGGGGAUAUUUGCCUAG